Molecule: messenger RNA, 1404 nt
Organism: Pseudocercospora fijiensis CIRAD86
Lineage: Eukaryota; Fungi; Ascomycota; Dothideomycetes; Mycosphaerellales; Mycosphaerellaceae
Exons: 11
Coding region: 1-1404 (467 amino acids)
Source: RefSeq, a predicted model, not a curated record
AUGCCGCGGCUUCUGAUCCUGGCUGGCAAGCUAGCUCUCUGUACUUCGCUGCACACUUCGUACCCGUGGACGUUGUGUCACAGUUUGACACGUGAAGUGCUUGUCAUUGGAACCGCAAUGGAUUCGUUAGUUUGUGCCGACUCCGGGCCGGGAUAUCACGCUGCCAGCUGGGUUAUCUUAAACGGCCAGGGUAGAUCGGAAUCGGAUGAGACCACUGAUCCUGGUCAGGUCGUACAGCUAUCAAAGAGGUCGAAGUUUGGACCAGACGGCCAAGCGAGCUAUCACUCUUUCCCAUUUAGUGAGAGUCAAGAUCCCCUCGUUGCAUGUGCGGGAUUGCCUGGAAGAUGCUCAAGAGAUAAGGAAUGCUGUCGCCUCGUGGUCUCCAGCUUAUGCAUGAAUACAUCUUUUUGUACGAUGAAUCCCAAGCACUUCUUCAUAGACCUGCCAAACGAUCUGCUCUUGACCUUUGAAGCGCAAGCGUCGAUGACGGAAUGCACAGCUACUGGUGUGAGAAGAGUCAACGUCUGCCACUUGAGGUCCUCCAGGUUCGCCGAUGCAGCAAUGAACGUUCGAGAAGAGAAGAAAAGCGCAGUGCCUGAAAGUUGGAACUUUUGCGAGCCGGCAACGUCCCUCCAGCUUGACUCUCUAGCGCAAGAUGUGCCACGACAGCGGCGGCGGCGCGACUGCUGGAUCACCGCCAUCACACAUCGCCGACAAUCAGACUCGCCAUCAUCUGCGACCUCAGCAAUGAUACCCAAACCAACUCAAGAAAAUCCAACCAAGCCCAAGCAAGAGCACUUUCGGCUUCUCGACUUGCCACCAGAACUGGUCGUCCGCAUUGUUGAAUACGCAGUGAUCACCAGUUCAAAAGAAUGCCCGCUUGAAUUCAAACCAGACUCGGCAGUUCAACCUGCAAUCACGCGAGCUUGCCGUCUACUGCGAGCAGAAGGAGUCAAGCUUUUCUACGGGUCCAAUUACUUCGUCCUCAACGCCAGCGAUUCCGAAACCGAGGUGUUUUGGCAAUGGUACGCAUGUAUCGGGCGACAGCAGGCAGUCAAGAUAGACAGCCUCUUCGUCAGAGUGGUGGAUAGCUCAGGCAAUCGGAUGAGCCUUCUUGGACUGCAAUGGGAUUGGUGGGUGACGGAAGUAGCAUUUCUCAGGAGUUACAUGGCACAGGCUGGUGUAGUGGCAGCGCUUUCCAUUCAGAUGGCGGGCGAGAAAGUGGCUAUGUAUCAUUCCCUCGGAGAUCGGACUUAUGUGUGCUAUCAGAUCUCAUUCAAAGACCGCUCGGGAGAUGCUGAAGGCUGGCGGGGACUGAGGGCCUUUCCUCGCGUGGAUUUGUAUCAUGCUGAUUACGAUGAGGACGAAAUGAUGAGGGAGGAUUGGUGGACCUGGCAAUCCUGA